AUGAGAUCCGUCUUCUCAUGUCAGGAUCUCGACCCCGAGAGCGAGUAUCUGCCCGGAGUCGGAAAGGAUGUAGAUUCCGAUGUUGGCGGUAGCGGUGCCGAUCGGAAGCUCGCUGGACCUGAUUCCACGGCGGUCGCGUUUUGGGGAAUCUGCGACAUCAAGUAUGAUCCUCGUGCUCCGCUGAGAGAACGAAUUCGUGUGCUCGAGCUGGGCGAUGGCCGCUCCUCGCGCUUCUCACACCAUGGCCGCUAUAUCAAGGAGAAGUUUGACUCCAACUAUUGCAUGGCGAGAGCUCCCAUAAAGCGCGCGGUGAUGACGGAGAACAAGAAGUUCACUCACGAUAUGUUCGUCCAGGAAGGUUUCGCUCACUUGCGGCCACCGACAGCAGCAUACCCGAGGCGGUACGAGCCGCAUCUUGCCAACCGCAUUCUCCGGGACCUCGACAUCAAGGGCAACGGUGCAGUCGUGCUCAAGCUUUGCAACCGAUCUCGGGGUGCCGGCGUGGUGGUUGUUACAGCUUCCGAGCUCGAUGAUGUGCUCAGGAAACUUCUGACGCCGCCUCUUGAAGACUUGGCCGACUUCCUGGCCGAGCGUCGCACGGCGGCAUUGAGCCUUGGGGAGGAGCAGCCGCUCUUUGAGGAGCAGUGCCUGCACUGGUGGUCGAAUGAGUGCCCCUUGUUCGUGGUGGAACGUUGCUGCGCCUCCAUUCCGGCUGCGCGCCAAGAGUGA
This is a messenger RNA of Symbiodinium sp. CCMP2592, 729 nucleotides long. Lineage: Eukaryota; Dinophyceae; Suessiales; Symbiodiniaceae. The record is from the annotation of a GenBank genome assembly.